AUGGCGCCAGAGAUCUUCUUCAGCGUGUGCUACGGUGACCACAAUCCAUCUGCAGCAAUCCGCGGCCUGCACACUUUUACACCCGCGAUACUUGAAGAUUAUUGCCGUCACAGAGUACAAUAUGCAGAUUAUCCAGCAGCUGUUCCGGAAGCGGGACACAAAAUACGCGGGAUAUAUGUUACAGGAUUGACGGAUGCCAAUAUGGAAAAAUUAGAUUACUUUGAAGGCUCAGAAUAUGAGCGACGCAUCGUCAAGGUACAAGUGCUUGUGAAAGAUGGAGGCGAGGAAGUGCUAGGCCCAGAGAAGAGCGCGUCGGUAUAUGUUUUUUUGAAACCCGAUGAGCUGGAGAGGGGUGAAUGGGAUUUUGAAGAAUUUCGCCGGGAAAAAAUGAAGCUCUGGACCCGUGGUGAUUGGGCCUUUGGUACGUUUGUCUGCAAUCGCGGAGAUGAUAUUGCUAACGAUUUGGACAAAGAAGAUGACGACAAAGCUGCAGUGAACGGCGUGGCUUAA
This is a messenger RNA of Metarhizium brunneum ARSEF 3297, 510 nucleotides long. It is a transcript of the gene AIG2LD, whose product is annotated as AIG2-like protein D. NCBI's taxonomy places the organism in Eukaryota, Fungi, Ascomycota, Sordariomycetes, Hypocreales, Clavicipitaceae. The record is from RefSeq and is a predicted model, not a curated record.